Polychytrium aggregatum is the source of this 1158-nucleotide messenger RNA. RefSeq lists its product as uncharacterized. The record is from RefSeq and is a predicted model, not a curated record. The transcript is spliced from 3 exons. NCBI's taxonomy places the organism in Eukaryota, Fungi, Chytridiomycota, Chytridiomycetes, Polychytriales. Gene Ontology annotation, molecular function: mRNA binding. Bases 178 to 1077 code for a protein of 299 amino acids.
GCAAGGGAGUCGACUGUAUGAACUGCCGCCUGUCACGACUCAGCAUCUGUCGAUGCAGGAUCAGCUCAGGACGAUGCAUCCAGAUGGGCUCCGUUGGUCCGUGUGCGGGUUGUCCCAGAGCCCCGCAGCAGAUCCGCGAGCCAGAUCCGCGCGGGUCGGAGCCAAACUUGCUUUCGGAUGCAGCCCGGCCGUCCUUUGCCCAACGUCGCCGUGAUCUCAACCACUGCUCCUCCCAGCACCAUGUCCUAUCUACCCCCACGCCCCCCUGCUCCCGGAUACCAAGCGCCGUUCAAUCCGCCACCAGGCGCCAACCUCGACGGUCAGCGGCGCCCCGGCAGCAUCAACCGACCGAUCGCCGGUCCCAGUGCCGUUGCCCUUCCAGGAAUGCCUCCGAUUGCGGCACCGAUUCCUCCCAAGCCCACCGAAGUCGGAUCGCAAACAGCCCCGAACAAGAGCAGCAGCAUUGGAUCGUCUGCCCCCAGCGGCUCAAGCCAGGGCGGCGGAGGCGUCGGCUACCCCGAAGGAUACACCCCUCGAGCCCGACCCCCAGUGCCCCGGGUGGCCGUAUCGGCCACAAAGAAAAAGACGGCCAAAUCCGAGAGCAAGUAUGCGAUCUCGACGUCGACACCGGCAGCGGGCACAUCGGCAAGCACCGCAGACAAGAAAGACGACGCAUCGGGUGCCCCCCAGCCGUCAACCUUGGUUCGCGCCGCUGGAGGCGAGAUCUGGGAGGAUAAAUCGCUUCUGGACUGGGACGACAAUGACUUCCGACUCUUUUGCGGCGAUCUCGGCAAUGAAGUCACAGACGACCUGCUGUCCAAAGCCUUCAUGAAGUAUCCGUCGAUGGUCAAGGUGCGUGUGGUCCGGGACAAGCGAACGCAAAAGAGCCGAGGAUACGGAUUUGUGAGCUUCAAGGACCCCAACGACUUCGUCAAGGCCCUGAAGGAGAUGAACGGCAAAUACAUCGGCAACCGGCCGGUCAAGCUGCGAAAGUCAAGUUGGGCGGACCGCAACGUGGAUAUUGCCGCCCUGAAAAAGGUCCACAAUGGCGGCGUUGCCAAGAAAGCGACCAAAUAGAUUCAGUCUUGGGCCGUCGCAAAGAUAAACCAACGACUCUCAGUCCAGAGCGUGUGGGAGAUGGAAUGUACUGUCCUGCAG